Coniophora puteana RWD-64-598 SS2 is the source of this 1818-nucleotide messenger RNA. RefSeq names its product cytochrome P450. The coding region runs from base 1 to 1818 and encodes 605 amino acids. Gene Ontology annotation, molecular function: heme binding; iron ion binding; steroid hydroxylase activity. The record is from RefSeq and is a predicted model, not a curated record. The transcript is spliced from 6 exons. Lineage: Eukaryota; Fungi; Basidiomycota; Agaricomycetes; Boletales; Coniophoraceae.
AUGCCUUCAUUCACAUCGUGCCUUUCGACUGCAGGACAUGUCUUGCUCUCCCUCGGACUGGCACGCCUAGUUUCACCCUUGUUAUUUGCCUUGUACAACGCCAUGAAAGCGCUGAAGCAAACCUUGGAUUUCGUUUAUCGCGGACCCGGUGUAGCUAUGGACAGACUUAGACUCCAGUAUGGGUCGGUGUGCCACAUCAUGAUCGCUGAUAGAACCACAACAGUGGUCUCAAAUGGCGGUUUCAUCAAGGCGUUGUUCUCUUCAGACAUACUGAAGGCUGACGUUCAAAUAGUGGACCUCGUCUCUGCCCUUAGUGGGGUGGAAAUUAAACGCGCAGCACUUGCUGACAUCCUUAACCAUCAUAUCCAUCCAAUCGCCGGACGCUUUCUUAGGAAAAAGGAGUUUCUAAACGAAGUCUCUCCCGCAUUAGCACUGUCUCUUUCAACCUUCAUCAAAGCUCGGGCAUCAGUCUCGGAGUUGCACGACCUUUCGCAACUUGUAGAUACAGCCCUCAUCUCUUCCAUCUCUGAAGUUAUCUUUGGGCCAUCAUUCCCUACCGACAUUAUUGCGGACUUACAGCUCUUAGACAAGACAUUUUAUCCUCGCCUUUGUCGCCUUCCAUUUGCUGGGUCUGCUUUUCCAUCUGCCCGUUCACGCCUCUUGGAACGUCUGAGCGCGUAUCUAACGCGCGUGGAAGGACAGAAGCUUGAUAUCUGGCCAGGUUAUUCUCUUGUGCAAGAUUAUUUGAACGUAUGUCAGCUCGUCGGCAUUUCCGGCAAAAAUCGAGCCGCUCUUUUCCUGUCCCUUGUUUGGGGCUUCACAGCGGCUUCUACCGGUGUCACAAGUUGGAUGUUAGUCUUUCUUCUCAACAAUCCUCAAGCGCUCGCCAAGGUUCGAGAAGAAGUAAAUUCCGCGCUCGAAGUGUACGAAGGAGACAUCCUUAGACUAUCAGGCGAUCCCAAUGCUUUCGAUAUUUUAUCGUUUCCCACUAUAGAUUCCGCAAUCCACGAAACGCUACGCUUGACCAGUGUUGCUACCCCCUCACGUCAGGCGGCAUCCGACAUCCAUCUUAGCGAUGGACACAGCUCAGUUCUGAUCAAAUCUGGAGAUUUUGUCAUGGCAAACAUACGCGCUCAUCAUUUCGACCCUUCCGUAUAUCCAGAUCCCCAUGCCUUCAUUGUAGACCGCUUCAGCAUUCGGAAUAGAAGACGGGAUGUGCCAAUUGCGUUUGGCGGUGGAAUACAUGCAUGCAAGGGUCGCCUAUUCGCUAUCAUGCACAUGAAAAUAUUCGUGGUGCUGUUGACUUCCCUUGCGGAAAUCGAAUUAGACGAGAAAGAGACUUCGAAUAUCCCAAAAGUAAAUCAGUGGGCCGUUAACAUUCUUCGCUUGGAUCAAAAUGUCAGCAUCAAACUCAAGUCUCGUCUGUACAUCGAUUUGAGGGUGAAACACCUCAGCAGGAAGACGAGAAGGGGGGGCCGCCGGGUGAUCGUUCACAGGGACUGCCGUACUAGCCGUGACGAUGUUGAUGAUAUCAGCAAUAAUAACAGCACUCAUAAAGGGAAGCACAUACCCAGAAGCAACGGCCGCUUUCGCUUGCUGGGAGAAACGAAAGGUGUCGAAGGAGAGGAGCCCGUGCCACCGCCUGGAGCACCCGGCUGCGAGCGCGUCCCUCCGACGGACUGUGGCGCGGCAAUGUUGAGGGCGAAGGACUGCAUAGAGAGGAUGAGCCCACAAGGGAAGACAUUGCAAGCAACCCCGAGGAUCGCAGUGCAAGCAUUGGUGUUCGGGGCACAUAAUGUUAAUGAGAUGCAGCAAUGA